This is a messenger RNA of Hibiscus syriacus, 421 nucleotides long. RefSeq names its product low affinity sulfate transporter 3-like. The coding region runs from base 23 to 421 and encodes 132 amino acids. The record is from RefSeq and is a predicted model, not a curated record. Gene Ontology annotation, cellular component: membrane. Gene Ontology annotation, biological process: transmembrane transport. The transcript is spliced from 4 exons. Lineage: Eukaryota; Viridiplantae; Streptophyta; Magnoliopsida; Malvales; Malvaceae.
UGGAAGACUUCCAAGGACAAAUAUGUUUUGUGAAGUGGUUCAGUAUCUCAUGGCCAGUAAAACUCCAGGAUUAUUGACACUUGGCAUCAACUCUAGCUUACUUUGCUUUGCCAAUGCCAACUUCCUCAGAGAAAGAAUAACAAGGUUAGUGACAGAAUAUGAGAAUGGAGCAGAAGAAACUGGAAACGACAGAAUUCAAAUCUUAAUCCUCGACAUGACCAAUGUGCUGAACAUUGACACUUCUGGAUUUCUGGCACUCGAAGAACUGCACACCAAUCUGGUUUCACGAGGCAUAAAAUUGGCAAUUGUAAAUUUGAGGUGGCAAGUGAUCCGCAAGCUAAAGCUAUCGAAACUUGUGGAGAAAAUUGAAGCCGAUUGCAUUUUCCUCACUGUUGCUGAAGCUGUAGACGCAUGCCAUUAG